AUGGCAGCCUCCUUGUUUCGAUGUUAUUUGCUGGUCGGCAAGCAUCGUUUGGCCUUCUGUUCCCGGCCUCUGGUGCCCUUAACUUGGAGAGGAGAUGCUGACAGGUUACCAAGGAGUCCAGCAGCAGCACUGCAGGUACGGUAUGCCUCAGGUCGUAAAGGUUUCCUGGGAGAGUUUGUGGACAACCUUCGUCAGGAGUUCAGUAAGAAUCAAGAGAUGAAGGAGAACAUCAAGAGGUUUCGAGAAGAGGCCAAGAGGCUGGAGGAGUCUGAUGCACUCCAACAAGCACGGAGGAAAUAUAAAUCUAUAGAGGCUGAAACGGUGAAGACAUCGGAAGUUUUUAAAAAGACAUUGGGCUCUUUGUCCGAAACCAUGAAGGAGAGCAUUGAGGAGGUGAGUCGUACGGACAUUGGGAAGAAAAUCAAGGAAAGUGUGGAGGAAGCGGCCCGCAGCGCCAUGCACUCUGCUGAGACUGUUUCAAAGGGAGGAGAACGACUGGGCAAGACCAGCGCCUUCCAAGCUAUUUCACAGAGUGUUGAGUCCAUGAAGAAGGAAAUGGAUGUUAAUGAUGCGGGACCUUACAGAGCUCCCCCACAGCUGAGGAAAAGGAGUGAUUUUUCCUCAAAGGGAGCAGAUGGUGACACCAGAGUAUUUGAAGCCAAUGAGGAAGCUUUAGGUGUUGUUCUUCACAAGGACUCAAAAUGGUACCAGCAGUGGAAGGAUUUCAAAGACAAUAACAUGGUUUUCAACAGGUUCUUUGAGAUGAAAAUGAAAUAUGAUGAAAGUGAUAACGUCCUGGUCAGAGCAUCCAGAGCUGUGACUGACAAAGUUACCACCGUCCUAGGUGGUCUUUUCUCCAAGACGGAGAUGUCUGAGGUGCUGACGGAGAUUGUGAAGGCGGAUCCUAAAUUUGACAAGGACUCUUUUCUCAAACAGUGUGAGAAAGAUAUCAUCCCAAACAUAUUGGAGGCUAUGAUUCGUGGAGAGCUGGAUGUAUUGAAAGACUGGUGCUAUGAAGCGACAUACAGUCAGCUGGCCCAUCCAAUCCAACAAGCUAGAGCUUUGGGGUUGCUGUUCCAGUCCAAAAUCCUUGAUAUUGACAACAUUGAUUUGGCAAUGGGGAAGAUGAUGGACCAGGGCCCAGUUCUAAUCAUCACCUUCCAGGCCCAAGUUGUCAUGGUUUUACGUAGUCCCAAAGGAGACAUUGUGGAAGGGGAUCCAGAGAAGGUAUUAAGGACAAUGUAUGUUUGGGCGCUUUGUCGCGACCAGGAGGAGCUGAACCCCAACGCGGCGUGGAGACUCCUUGACAUCUCCGCAUCCAGCACUGAACAGGCUCUCUAG
Messenger RNA from Nerophis lumbriciformis (worm pipefish), 1341 nucleotides. NCBI's taxonomy places the organism in Eukaryota, Metazoa, Chordata, Actinopteri, Syngnathiformes, Syngnathidae. The record is from RefSeq and is a predicted model, not a curated record.